CGCUUCUCACUAUUUAGUUAGUCAAAAGUCAAACUACAUAGCCCUAUUCCCGCCAAAUUACAUGUAAACAAUUCUUGAGCAAUUGAAAAAAAGAAUUUGCAAACAACAUGGAUUUUCGAAGAAAAUCGAAGGCUCGUGUCGAACGUAAACCGGAAUAUGAAAAUCUGGAACAAAAAUAUAAACACAAUGUGCUAUUAUACCGUAUGCCACCCACAGAAGAUAUAAAAAUACACGAAUUCGAAGAUUUGGCUUUGGAACGAUUAAAGGUGUUGAGAAUUUUAGAACAGGCUCAGGCCAAGAGUUUACGUUUUCUAUCGGAUGACUGGAAGGAAUAUGUUCAUGACGAGUUAUCACGUGAAGGACUAAAGGGUUAUUUGCGUCUAUGUACGAACGGUGGCAAUACCGCCGCAAACAAUGCCAGCAAACAUGAAUUUGAGUUGCAGGCACGCCGACGGGACUAUAUUUCACAUUUUAUAUUGCGACUGGCCUAUUGUCGGACACAGGAGCUAAAAAGUUGGUUUAUAGCCCGCGAAAUGGAGUUGUUCAAAUAUAAAUUUUCUGCCAUGACUCCGGCUGAAAUAAAACAGUUUUUGGAUCUGCACAAUUUGAAUUAUGUUCCACUUUCUGCCGAACAAAAGAAUGCCGUUAAAGAUGGCCUCAUAGAAAGUACUGUGGGACAGAGUGUGGCAAAAAUCGAAAUGCUGGAUUUUUAUAAAGUUCCAUUUACACAGGUUUUAGAUUUAGUUCGAUCACGACGUUGUUAUUUAAAGGAUGGCCAGGCAUAUGUGAAUACUCAUGAUUUUAUUUCAAUUGUGGGCACUAAACAGCUAGAGGAAAUUGAGCAUGGUCUUAAAUCAGCUCAGCGUUUGAUACGUGAAGUUGAGACAGACGAACGAUUGUUUACCUUACUUAAAUCUUUGCAUACCUCUUACACUGGCAAAGACUACACCGUUGGAAAAGAUGUUAAAGUACCCAUAGAAUCCAUUGAUCAAUUGUCGAAAAAAUCAUUCCCUCUGUGUAUGCGCUUAUGUCAUGAACAUUUGCGUACUAAUCAUCAUUUGAAAUAUGAUGGCCGCAUGCAAUAUGGUCUGUUUCUUAAAGGUAUUGGUGUCACACUGGAAGAUGCCAUACGAUUUUGGCGUGAAGAGCUAACGAAAAAAAUGGAUCCCGAAAAAUUCGCUAAAAGCUAUCAGUACAAUAUUGAGCACAACUAUGGCAAAAAGGGCUCUUUAAAAGACUAUGCUCCCUACUCGUGUGCCAAAGUUAUUCAGGAAAAUGUUGUUCAGGGUAGUGUUAAUGGUUGUCCUUUCAAGUAUUAUGAUCAGUCGACGCUGAAACAAAAACUUGCAGCAGCCGGUUUGGGAACGGCGCAUAUUCAAGAUGUGGCCGGUUUGGCAGCCAAGCAUCAUUAUCAAUUGGCAUGUGCUAAAUAUUUUCAAGUUACCCAUGAUACGAAUGUGGAAGUUGCCAUUAAUCAUCCGAAUCAUUAUUACCUACAAAGUCAAGAACUUAUGGGUAAUCGUGUUGAGAAGAAAUCUCAUGCUGGGCCACCGCGUAAAAGCACGAAGGGCAAUGUGAGCGGAAGUCAAUCCACCCAGGAUUAUUCAGUGUAUAUGAAUGCUGACGAUGAUGACGAGCUAUGGAAUAUUGCCGAUGAUACACAGAAAACGUUUGAAAGUAGUACUCAAAAACCAGCAGCGAAAUCAACGGAUAUUGCUUGGGAAGAUGAUCUGGAUUUGACGGCUAUAGAUUGUUAAGUUUUUGCGUUAAGAUUUCAUUUGUUUAAAGUAAGUGAUUUCAAUUUAUAUCUAAAAUACAUAUAACAAAAUAUUUUGUAAAA
Musca domestica (house fly) is the source of this 1840-nucleotide messenger RNA. It is a transcript of the gene Prim2, whose product is annotated as DNA primase large subunit. The transcript is spliced from 2 exons. Gene Ontology annotation, cellular component: alpha DNA polymerase:primase complex. NCBI's taxonomy places the organism in Eukaryota, Metazoa, Arthropoda, Insecta, Diptera, Muscidae. The record is from RefSeq and is a predicted model, not a curated record. Bases 108 to 1757 code for a protein of 549 amino acids. Gene Ontology annotation, biological process: DNA replication, synthesis of primer.